ACAGCGUCUCCAGGUCUGCACCAGGCCCCAGCUGCUCCUCUGUCUGGAAUGAGCAAGACGAUUUUGUUGCUGAGAUGCACGGAGCCCCCCGGCUGACCUUUCCCUGUGCCAGUGAGUACCUGUGGCAUGCAAGGGAGAAAGCCUAUCAGGACCACAGGAGAAAGGUCCAGAGCGCCCAGCCGCUGGUAGACACCCGCGCCCCGCUGACGUUCCGCCAUCUCCACCUGAAACUCAAGAGGCUGAAGCUGGAGGAGGAACGGCUCUCCGUCAUCGAGAGGGACAACCGCCUGCUCCUGGAGAAGGUGGCCUCUGUCAUGAGGACCAGGGGACAGACUGACAGCAAAAACAACUCCAAGCACAGGAGGUUCAUGGAUGCCUGAAUUCUAUCCAUGGUUUUCUGGACUAUGUGCCAAAUCUCCCAGCCCAUGUCUCUAGGAUUUGGCUCUGGCUGGGACGACUUUGGGAACCUUGCUAUGUGUCCAGUUUUCUAUACAGAAGCCUGGACAAGAACCCCUUCCUUUGGGCUGCCAGAAACCACAAGAUGCGAGUUCUCCCUGCCGCCUCCAAUAUGAAUAAGCAGGUCCACAACCAAAGACAGCCUCAUCCCUCAGAGAAUUAAAUAGGACCCCUUUGGUUUUUGGAUAUAGAAGGUGAUUUUUAAAGCCUGGAGGAGAAUUUGGCUAAAUGAAAAUUUAGGGAGGAAGGAAGACAAAUGAAGCCAGCUACCGAUUACUCAUGAAAAGAAAAGAGAAGAAAGCAAGCAAGGAUAAUCCACAAAGAAUGGAUAAUAGAGAAACAUUCCCUUUCUGCUGCCGUGAGGACCACAGUGAAACAGGAGCUCGCUUGCCACUGCCAUCUGGGCACCAUCCCGCUGUCCGCAUCCAACACAGCUAAUUUGCUCCAGUGAAACUUCAAGUAGCCAAAGUCAUCAUUUAAGCACAGUAAAAGAAAGAGAAGACUUAAUUGGAUGACAUCAAUUUGCACAAUAACACGAGUAGGUGGUCUCAUAGAAGACCAGAUAAUAAAGUGAACAGGUCUGCCUGGAAUAAUAACAAAGGUGUCAGUUAAAACGAUGUCUCAAGUACAACACCUUUCUCCUCCGUGUCUCAGGGGCCCUUCCUGGUAUGUGAAAAGAAAUCUAGAGUGUUCGUGUAGGCCUAGCUCUUACUCAGCUUUCAGCCUUCACCUAAAUGUCACAUGGAGAGGAAGGUCCUGAUGGUCUAGAGGAAGGAAGGUCUAGAGGAAGGUCCUGAUGCCCACCAGUGUGGCGCUCAUUCUGUGCUCGUUCUGGCUCCACCGUUGUGUCUUCCUUUACCACGGGCACCACAGUUGUCAUCCAAGCAGCCAAAGUCAUCAUUUAAGCACGGUAAAAGAAAGCACAGUCACUUACUUGUGUGUUGACCUGUCUACUGUCUGUCUUCCCACUGAAUCUCAAGCCUUAUGAUUCCAGGGACUUUGUCUCUUUUGUUUAUCAUUGUAGACUCAAUGCCCAGGCCAAUGCUCGGCACAUAGUAGGUACUCAGUAAAUAUUUGUUGAAUGACUGAACAAUCAAAUGAGGUCACCAGUGACUUCCCAGUUGCUCAAUUUAUUGAAUUGUUUCCUUUUAAAGUUUAAAAAAUAAUGUUUUUAUUGUUCCUGAUUAUAACAUAAUACAUAUUUAUGGAUACCAAGAAGAAAUUUAACUAUCAUUUCAUCACCCAGAGAGAAUACUUUUUGUAUAUUUUCUGCAUUUUGUAUAUUUUUGUAUAUUUUCUGCAUUUCCAAAUAUAUAAUAGAGUUAUAUUUUUGUGCACAUAUAUGUAUUAAGUAUAAUUAAAAUUGUACCUUAUAUGUGAUCUUA
Molecule: messenger RNA, 1841 nt
Organism: Homo sapiens (human)
Lineage: Eukaryota; Metazoa; Chordata; Mammalia; Primates; Hominidae
Gene: CFAP97D2
Product: CFAP97 domain containing 2
Exons: 4
Coding region: 75-380 (101 amino acids)
Source: RefSeq, a predicted model, not a curated record